Molecule: messenger RNA, 3043 nt
Organism: Amoebophrya sp. A120
Lineage: Eukaryota; Dinophyceae; Syndiniales; Amoebophryaceae
Source: the annotation of a GenBank genome assembly
GUUUUUGUGACGCUGACGGAGACGGCGCGACCUAUUCUACAAUACUAGCAGGCCGCUGGCGGCGAGUUCUGACCACGAAGAACUAGAACUUAAGAUUUGAAUAUUUGAUUGAGGUUUUGUGUUUUGAUUGUCCUUCAUUCCACGUUCUUCCUACCCUACCUAAUAUCGUGCCUCAAAUUAUGCUUUCCGCUUUUCCGCACCGCUUUGAAACGGAAGACAAUAGUUAUGACAUCGUCCGGUCUGCUUGGGUCAAUGGCGCGCACUACUUCGCGUGUGGCGAAAACCGGGAGAGUGGAGCGUUCCUCGAUGUCUACAAGGAUGGGAAAAGAUUGGAAUACACAGGAGGUGGAGGACCUGGUGGCAGUUGUAAUAAAUCCUCAAAUGCACCCAACACCAGCAUUAGUACGUCUUCGAGUCCGACAGGCGACGCGGGUGCGACCACGUCAAAUAGCACCAGAUUGAAGGUGUCCGACACAACCAUUUGCCUUCUCACAGCGCUCGAGUUUGUCCCCGGGUAUAACACCGCGCAAAAAUCCGACCUCCUACUCGCUGCCGGUUUCUCGCACGGUGGGGUUUCGCUUUUUCACACUGAAAACCUCGAGUGUAUCCUGGCGUUCAGCCUAAAGCCGGGAUUUGUGAUCUCCAGCUUUGGCUUCACAGGGGUCGUGGAGUUGGAUAAAAGCGGCGGUUCAGGCACCGCGAGUGCGGCAUCUGCUGCGGGUUCGGCAUCGGCGUCGCAUAAGACCACCGAUGAAGAAGAAGACGCUUUGUUCUGGAUUGUGCACAACCAUAUCGACACGCAAACGCUUUCCUCCAACCUGCGAAAAUGGCACGCUGCGGCACAGCAAGCGACGAUAAAAGCAGCUGCAGCAACAAGUUCAUCUCCAUCUUCAUCACCUACUGGUGACGGCAGUGGCGCUCCUGGAGGUAGUUCAGCAAUUACGAUCGACGGAACAAGCAACAAAGAGCAAAUCGAACAAGGCAGGUUUUCGAGAACCAACAGCGGGCCAAAAAGUUCAAACCCGUUAUUCGACCCACCAAGGCCACGCGGCACUGGGUCCUCCGACGGAGGUGCAACACCAGCUUUCUCUUCAACCAGACCAGCCCCGGGAACCGCGGUAGUGAAGAAAGCCGGUGUCACCACCGUGAAAAACUUCGGUCAACAAGCAGCAGGUAGCUCAACUGAAAAGAACGCAGAAGGAACAUCAUCUUCAAAAACGCCGUAUCCGCACGACCCAUCUUCCGAACUCGCCGACCAGGACCGCAGUUUUGUCGCCCGGGUGCCCUUCGCCUGUAUCCGGCAAGCGGUGGCGAAAACGUUUCCGGUCCCGGAGUCGGCGAACUUCCGCGCGGAGCUUUUGGAGUUCCCGAUCGAGUUUCAGCUCGCGACGACGCUUUUUUUCCGUCGGAACAUGGUGAAAGAGUUCUCCCCGACCGAUCUGGCGUUCUUCAACGGCGGAGGCGGUUCGGGUGGCAACCUCUACGUUUCGGACUUGCGGAGGGGCUUGGAACUAGCGGCAAGUGCGGAAGAGGAAGAGUUGAUUAUGUCGACGAGAACUGGUGGCUCGACGUCUCCGCGGACGUCACAACUCUCUGGUAGAAGUGCUGGACGAGAGAACCACGGCGGGACAUCUUCCAGAUCAAACCUUCCCUCAGCGUUCGCGCAGGCUGGACAAACGGUGAAGUCUUCGUCUUCCACCGCAGCUACGGCGAGGCAGCAGCUGUACCAGAAAAAUUUGCUCAAGCAGCACGACCGAAACCAAGUGUUGGCUGUUGGGAGAAACCCAAUGAUUGCAAAGUGCGACAACAUGUACAACGACCCGAAAAACGCGCCGAGCGUCAGCGCGCUCGUCGGAUCAGCCGUUGAUUUUUUCAUGGGCAGGUUCGCCGGAACCACGACGGCAGCGAAAAGUCCGGGAGUGAGGUAGAAAAGUUUGAGCACUUUAAAAAAGAAAUAAAAAAUUUGAAAAUCUGGGAAAACAUUUUUUUUUUUUGGUACGUCGAGUAUACCAUGCAGAAUUGAUUCGAACCGCGGGGGUAUGCUAGACCGCAGAACUUCCACCUUUCGCAGCAUUCACGCAAAGUAGCACUUUUGGCAUGUUUUAAAGAAAAACAGCUGCAGUAACUUUUUCCCAAACAAAGUUUUUUUUUUCGUGCAUAUUGAACAAAAGCCACAACAUGAUAAGAAAAUAAAAAAAAUAUUCCGCAGGUUCAACCCGCUCAAAGAAUCUGCACGAGAUCGCGUUUCUGCAGGCUAUCGUCGUUCCACGGAAAUUCAAUUUACCGAAAAAGUUGAAGAAUUUUGUCUCUCCGCGUCCGCACAGCUCGAAGACGGUGGGCGCCACGCGAUCGCUUGUGCCGCAGAUCCCCGACGCAAAUACCUCGCGAUUGCGGACAACCUCGGACGCGUUGGUUUGUACUGCAUCGAUUCCUUGCGGUGUCUGCACUUGUGGCGAGGGUACCGUGACGCGCAGGUUGCGUUUGUGUCAGACACGUACUUGGCGAUCUUGGCGACUCGACGAGGCUUGCUCGAAGUGUGGCACUUGCAAACGCUGCAGCGGUUACGCGCCUGGAAUUUGAUGCCGGUGAGAGGUGCAGCUGGAGCUCGGGCAGGUGGAGGCGGUUGUGUUGCAGGAGGAUCGCAAGAUCUGCAAAAGGUAGACUUAGGGCAGCAUCUUGACGUACUCCCGAGGGCGACAGCGAAGGUUUUUCCGAGGUUGAUUUCUUCGUCGACGACAGGAGUUGGCAGCACACCGCAAAACUCAUCUACAACGAGUUCUGUUCUAGUGUUGAGGAAAAAGCGCGAUGGGACAACGGUUUUCUACAAGUUGGAAGUGCCCAGUAAGAAUCCGAAUACCCCUCCAGGUGUUACGUCAGCAACUGCAGACGACGUCGAAUUGCAUGAAUUUGAUUCAGCGCAAGAGGACUGAGUGUUUCUGGAGCAAAGCCAGUACACAAGUUUUGCUCCUCAUCAUGCUCCUGUAGUCAGAGCUUUGCCAAAAGCAAAAGCUCGACAACACCAGAGAUGGACAUCAAAUCGGCG